AGUGUAUCUAAUUGGACUCAAUGCUUCUUUUAGUAUUGUUUCAUCGACAUCUAAAAGAUUGCGCACUCUAUACAUAUUACUGUUAAUACGUCCUUGUUUUUCCACUUUUUUGCAACGUAACAUUCUUGUAUCUGUGCCUUCAUGUGCGGAAUAUUCGAUAAUUUGGUUACCUGAAAAUGGGUUAUAUAAGUUGCUUUACUAUAUUUCGUUCUUUAUGAUUAACAGAUAUAACCAGUCUCAUCCUACUUAAAAGAUCUAGCAUAUUUAUGUAAAAUAUACUAAAAAGAAGUACAUGUAAUACUUUUUUUUUACCGUACGCCUCGUACCAAUCCAAAUGCUGAUUUGUAAGUAAAACGAUGAACGCCCUUAAAAGUUCAAACCAGUUUUAUGUCAUUGGCCUUUUUGGUUAAGCACUGAAAAAACUUCGUGAUGUGAGUUAUGCUCAUCGUUGUAUUUUAAGUAGAAGAGAGUUUUGUUUGUGCUACUGUAUUAUUAUUGUGUUAUUAUGUUGGUUUUAUAUUUUGUUUACUUACUAGCUAACCACUAGACGAUAUUCUCUAAAGGAUAUGUGUCGGAAAUACUUACGACGGAACCACCAUAACUGUCCGGUGGCCACGAAAAGCUAUUAUAGCGUAGCCGCUUGGAUUAUUGCUUUUCACUUCUUCGGUGCGUAGUAGAUUCCGUGCCAUCUUUCAGAUAAUGCCAUUGCUAUUAUCCAAAACUUUAGAGGUGAAAAAAUAACUGGUUAUGAUAUGUGCUGUUGUCAAAAGAAGCCUUCUAUCUCGUUUCCUUGGCGAAAUGAUUUUUCUUUGUCUGAAUGUAACGACAAAAUUGUUCAUUGUGCUGAUCAUAUGAAGACUCCUUGAAUUUUCAAACCUAGAGCCAUCAUAUCGGCAAGUCCCUAUACACUGCGAAAAAUGCGUGUGGUUUAGGCCAAAUGUCAUUUGCACUUGCGCUAAGAUUUAAAACCUGAUGGGAUGUACCCGAAUGACAAACACCCUAUCACCGGAGUAAGCAGCAAGAGUGUUCAGUUUGAGUGCUAUGCAAUUGGACAUUUUUCACUAGACAUUCCGAGGCGAGAUACCUACUUUAAAAUUGUGAUUCAAGCGGUAUGUCUAGAGCCCAAUUUGCAGAUAGUACACAAACAUGCAAAAAGUUACGUUACCGAUGUUAAGUCUAUUACCUAACGGCUUUAUUCAAAUUGCUUCGUUAUCGACAGAAGAUAAGGAAUAAUUCAAAUACAGGAUACACAAUUUAUUUGAUUUUAUUACGAAAGCAAUACAGCUUGUUGUUACUAGCUGAUGUCUUGUUGUACAAAUAUAACUUUCAUUGCAAAGUUUUGCAACUGCAGUUGCGGGAAUGAUAAGACACAGUAUUUUUUUCAACCACAUGCUGUUUAGUGUAUUUCUAUACCUUUUCCAAAAACUUUCACUUGUUCUUCAUUUUUUUAUAUCCCCACGGUGCUUCUAAAGAGCUUAAAGUGUAGAUAACUUAAUGUGAACACUUAAUAAUACGCAACUCAUAUCAGGUAUUUGUUUACAGUUAACCUCGAAAUAUUUAUAUAGCUUGUAACCGAGAUAAAAUAUUGUCAUUGCUAAACUAUUUGUAUUUAUACAGUAACGGAUUUGUUCAGAACCCGUUAUCACAAUAUAAGCAAAAAGGGGUUGUAACAACUUAAAAAAUUGUUUCGCAGUUGUUUGUUUUCAUGAAUACCCGUCGAAUAUGUUCAUUUAUUCGCGGCAUUUCGGCGAUGUCUGUUUGUCCCUCCAGGGGACGCCACCUGUAUCGGCCAUCGAUCCAAAAUCUUUGCUUCAACUUUCAAAAUGGCGGCUUACUUAGUCGUCAGGCUAAUAUCGUAAAUGAUGCUAGCAUUUCUUAUUUUUAUUUUUUCAUUGGCCGUUGCUCAAGUUCCUCCUGAAAUUACACAAUUCCGUAUGCCUGAUGAUCUCUCGGAAGGUAAACGCCUUACACUCAUGUGUUCAGUUAGUGCGGGCACACCUCCAAUAACCUUCUCAUGGCAUAAAGAUGGCUCCCCAAUUGGGAAUGUGCCUAAUAUUCGUGUUGUACACGUCGAUGAGUACCAGGAUAACCUGCAAAUUGAAAAACUUACAACUGAUCAUAUUGGAAAUUACACUUGCAAUGCAAAAAACCUCUAUGGGUCAGACCAUCUGAUAAUGCGGGUUAUUAUGAGAUUUCCACCCAAAUGGAGCAAUAAUGAGAACCAGCCAAAUCAGACGAUCAAUGGAGUUGUGGGUGCAAAUUUCACCAUGAAUUGCUCUGUCAUAGCUCAUCCGGCAGCUGCAAUCAAGUUUAAAUUCGGAAAAGUCGAGCUUGGCCCGAACGAUCGCUAUCAUAUAAUUCCUGGUCACCUAACAAUUCAUAAAAUUAUUCCAAAAGAUCAAGGAGAAUAUACCUGCGAAGCCUUCAACAUUUUAGGAAAAAUCUCAAGAAGAGUAUCGCUUCAACUUAGCGUUCCAGCCCGAUUCAAGGAGAAAACUGCUGUCGUGACAUCCCGUCGCUCUGAAACAACCCGGCUGAAAUGUUACGCUCUCGGAGAUCACCCCAUCUCCAUCGUGUGGUCGAAAGGAAACGUCAAACUAGACAAAAGGACUAGUUCGAGGUACCAGAUUGUUGAGUCAAUUACGACGGAUGGCAUGAACUCUGAACUCCUGAUUCGAGAGACCGAUCGCACAGACUCAGCAUUGUAUUCAUGUAACACCGAAAACAAGUUUGGAAGUGAUGAGCGUAAAGUAAAACUUAUCGUCAAAGAUGUUCCUGGACCACCACAAGAUGUUAAGGUCCGUGAUAUCUGGUCGCGUUCCGUAUCGGUGCACUGGACACCUUCGUACGAUGGCAAUAGCCCUAUAACCAAACACAUUGUACAAUACUGGAAGGAACAUGGUGUAUCGUAUAGGUUACAAGAAAUGGUGAUUCCAUGGGCGCAGCAAGUCACUCUCGUGCGCGACCUCCAGCCAGGGACCCAAUACGUACUAAGCGUGACGGCUGAGAAUAACAUGGGCAAGAGCGAACCGUCCCGCACAGUGACUUUCACAACGAAUGAAGAAGAGCCUGAAGCGCCUCCAUUAGAUGUGAACGCCAUAACGCAAGGACCAACGACUGUGCUGGUGUCAUGGAAGGCCCCUCAAAAAGACGCCUGGAAUGGUGAUAUCGAAGGCUACUACAUUGGCUUCAAACCGAAAAAUUCCGAUGGAAGUGCAUCGUACAGGAGGGUGGACCAGACGAACAAUAUCACGCAUGAAUUCAUACUUCAAGGUCUCAAUAAGGGAACGGAGUACGAGAUCACGGUCAAAGCAUACAAUCGCGCGGGAACAGGACCUACCAGUCCGGAAAGACUGGUCAUGACUAGACCUGGCGAAGAUUCACCCGAUAUUCCACGUCUAUUCGUGGAUGCUGUCACUGCAGAAUCCAUCAAAGUCCACUGGCAACUUCGCACGGGAGGACUGAAGUUUAAUUAUACGGUGCAUCAUCGUCAAGCUGACGGUGGCGCGUGGCUUGAGAGUAUCAUAGUGAAUGCAACGAGCAACAGCUUCACCCUGGAGGGUCUGCGAAGUGGCACCACGUACGAGAUAUUCCUUACAGCAUCUAAUGGAAUCUUACGGGGCGACCCCUCACAAAUUCUCAAAGUUCAAACACUUCGAUCACCGGACAUGUUAGUCGAAAUGUUCGAAACUGACGGAGAACUUCCACUCUACUUCAACAUGUACCUCAUUGUCCCAGCAGCAGCCCUUGCUCUCGCAAUAAUUGUCAUCGUGGUCAGCUCGUACAUUUGCUGUCGACAAAUGAAGAACGUCCAACAGCCUUUACCACAACAGGAGUUAGCGUUAUAUGGGACGGUGAUGCCCCAGCGCUGUGUGGAUGCUGCGGGAAAUGAGUUCACUCUCGCCUAUGGCACUGUUCAGACUCAGUCUGAUUCUGCGGCAGUUCAGCUUCAGGCGCAGGCGGCACAAAUGCAGGCAACUACCGCUGCUACUCUUGUCCAAACUACUGGGAACACCAACAAUACUGGUACAUGGAGUCGCAAAGAGGCGCCUAAGAACCGACCGUUACCAAUUCCAACGGAGGUCACCGACAAAGCCACGGGACACUUUUACGACAGCGCCCAAUAAAAGAAACGAAGAGUCGUCUAGACAGACAUGCUUAACAGUUAUCAAUAUUAGCCAUAUAUACCCAUUCGUAUAUUGACCUCAAUGGCAGCCAUAACCACGGAAGUUAUUUUGUAGUAACAUCAAAUACUGGCUAUCCUAACAUAUAUCGAAAACAUGAGUCAUCUCCAUAUAACCAUGUUGUUAAUUUCAACUAGUUAAUUUAGUGCUCAGUGAAUAAAUUCAACGUACUGAAAAUAGCAAGACCUGCUUAAAUGCAUCUUACAGAGCAGUUCAACUAGGAUUUCGUUUCCGCGUGCAGGUUUGUUCCUCGGAAGAAAAUUGAUCAAGAUUACAACGGUAUAACAGAUUUGUACACCCUGGAAAUUCUUACGAAAAUAGUAUUUGCUCACCUUGAAAUGUUAUUAAUAUUAAGGAGUUUAACACGAGAACGCUGAGCCACGAUUGAAAUCAGUGUGAAUGUAUCUCACGUAAGUGAUCUGGACGCGUGAUCGCAAUAUACGUACAAACGUGUAAAUUAAGGAAAACAUGGCUUUCUGGGGACGGCUUUUUUGUUUGCAGCAUUAUGUACCGGAUAUUUACAGAAACGAAACUAUUCUUAUUAUAUGUCGACAGUAUCAAAACUUAACUUGUAACUGACAUCUACAUACGUUAAUGUAGCUCGAAGAAUUAAUCAUACAUAUGCAUUAAGACAUAUGUGAAUAGAAAGAGCAUCAGUGAACAAUUUUUAUGGCGCACCUUUAAAGGACCUACUCGAAUACAGAUAAAUUAUACAAUAUAUAGUUUUUCGAAUUUGACUAUAAUGUUGCUGCUAUCGAUGGCGAUGAUGGUUGGCAACUUGAUUGACACCUGCUUGAGUAUACACUUUCCUUACAUUUUCAAUGGUCAAACAUGAAUGCGAUAAAAACGAUCCUCUUCGAACCUGCAGUGGCACUGUACGCAAAUGCGCCCCAUGCAGCAAGACGUCUACAACAGAAAGAAUACCUUCCGAUAGAGAUUAUUUGACAAAGGUAACAUGUAUUUGUCUGUGAAUGUGAAUGAGUAUAUUAGAGAAAAACUUAGUAGGGUAUACGAAAUGGACAAAGAUCUUCACCGCUUACCAAAAGUCCAGACAGAGUGUUGAUUUCUGGAGAAGCGAUCAAGGAAACAACAUACUAGUCAUUGUAAAUGAUCAUUACUAGAGGACUGCUUUCAGUUCCAUUUAUGCACAUCUAUGUACUAUAAUAAUAAUAAAGAGGCAUUACGAAAAAUGAACGCAAAAUAAUAUAAUCGAUUAUAACAUAAGUGUGGGGAUGAGAGUUUACAUAUUUAUAUUAUGAAACGAUGAGCGUAAUAACCAAAGAGAAUGAUACUACUAUCGUGAUAUACGUCAAUUUCACGUUACCAUCUAUUAUGGAAACGGGGUGGAAAUAAAGAUUAAAUUACAUCGU
Molecule: messenger RNA, 5554 nt
Organism: Varroa destructor (honeybee mite)
Lineage: Eukaryota; Metazoa; Arthropoda; Arachnida; Mesostigmata; Varroidae
Product: cell adhesion molecule DSCAM-like
Biological process (GO): homophilic cell-cell adhesion; dendrite self-avoidance; axon guidance
Cellular component (GO): axon; plasma membrane
Molecular function (GO): cell-cell adhesion mediator activity
Source: RefSeq, a predicted model, not a curated record